GCUUGCAUUCACCUGAUUGGUCGAUGCGCACGCGCGGGCUCCGUUGCCCCCCCUCCCCUCAGGGGUAGGGGUUGGAGCAGCUCCUGGUCAAGGCCCGGCAGUUGCCUGUCAUCCCUUAAGGGGCUCGUAGCUCGGUGUGGCAGUUGAGCGUCGUUGCGAUGAAGCCUCUCCGCUAUGUGUGGCCGUGCUGAUCUCCCCUGACAGGAAUAUGGCUGCGCGCCUGCCCGCGGCUGCUGCCUGGCUUAUGGCGGGGCCGGGGGGAGGCGGCGAGCGGGAGACGCGGGUCCUGCUGCGGUUGCCGCUGCUGCUGCCGUUGCUGCUGGGCAUCCUCCUCAGCCGGUGCCUGGGAGAGCAGCCCCCGCGCGGCUCUGCAGCCGCCGCUUCCUCCUUGUUGCCCGGCGUCUCCGACUCUGAGGAGACUGUUAUCAUUGGACUGCGGCUGGAGGAUACGGACGACGUGUCGUUCAUGGAAGGGGGAGCACUACGAGUGAGUGAGAGGACUCAUGUCAAGCUGCGGGUCUACGGGCAGAAUAUCAAUAACGAAACCUGGUCCCGCAUUGCCUUUACUGAGCAUAAGCGGCGGGGGGACGGAGAAGGCAGGCGGUCGCCGGCUGAGCAAGAAGAUGGCCCGGCUCUUGUAGGCACUACGUCGUCGGCCCCGCAGCGCUGCGGCAUCCGCACUUCGGACAUCCUCAUCCGGCCGCACAUCAUUCUAAACCGCCGCACCUCGGGCAUAAUCGAAAUCGAUAUCAAGCCUUUGCGCAAAACAGAGAAGAGCAAGUCCUACUACCUGUGCACUUCCGUGUCUUCCCCAGCUGUUCUGGGGGGUCCAGGGGGUUCCGCUGGGGGCAGCAGUGGCGGAGGGAGCAUUAUUGGCUCUGAUGGGAGCCCCUGGACUGAGACUACCUGGAUCUAUCAUGAUGGUGAGGACACCAAGAUGAUAGUGGGCGAGGAGAAGAAGUUUUUGCUUCCCUUUUGGCUUCAGGUGAUCUUCAUCUCCCUCUUGCUGUGCCUCUCUGGCAUGUUCAGUGGCCUCAACCUGGGACUUAUGGCCCUUGAUCCCAUGGAGUUGCGAAUUGUGCAAAACUGUGGGACAGAAAAAGAGAAGAACUAUGCCAAACGUAUUGAACCUGUGCGCCGCCAGGGCAAUUACUUGCUCUGCUCCCUACUGUUGGGCAAUGUGUUGGUCAACACCACCCUUACUAUCCUGCUUGAUGACAUUGCUGGUUCUGGGCUGGUGGCCGUGGUGGUCUCCACCAUCGGCAUUGUAAUCUUUGGUGAGAUCGUGCCGCAGGCUAUUUGUUCCCGGCAUGGCCUUGCCGUAGGUGCCAACACCAUCUUCCUCACCAAGUUCUUCAUGAUGAUGACCUUCCCAGCUUCUUACCCAGUCAGCAAACUGCUGGACUGUGUGUUAGGGCAGGAGAUUGGUACUGUCUACAACCGUGAAAAAUUACUUGAGAUGUUGAGGGUCACUGACCCUUACAAUGAUCUGGUCAAAGAAGAAUUGAACAUUAUCCAAGGAGCGCUGGAAUUGCGCACAAAAACAGUAGAGGAUGUAAUGACCCCACUCCGGGACUGCUUCAUGAUUACUGCUGAAGCUGUGCUUGAUUUCAACACUAUGUCUGAGAUAAUGGAGAGUGGUUAUACCCGAAUACCUGUCUUUGAAGGGGACCGCUCCAACAUUGUGGACCUCCUUUUUGUCAAGGACUUGGCCUUUGUGGAUCCUGAUGAUUGCACUCCACUCAAGACCAUCACCCGUUUCUAUAACCAUCCACUGCACUUUGUCUUCAAUGACACCAAGCUGGAUGCCAUGCUUGAGGAAUUCAAAAAAGGUAAAUCUCACUUGGCAAUAGUGCAGCGGGUGAACAAUGAAGGGGAAGGGGAUCCUUUUUAUGAAGUCUUGGGCAUUGUUACCUUGGAAGAUGUAAUUGAAGAGAUCAUCAAGUCUGAGAUUCUAGAUGAAACAGAUCUGUACACUGAUAACAAGACUAAAAAGAAAGUAGCCCAUCGGGAGAGAAAGCAGGACUUCUCUGCCUUCAAGCAGACAGACAGCGAAAUGAAGGUUAAAAUCUCACCACAGUUGCUCUUGGCAAUGCAUCGUUUCCUAGCAACAGAGGUUGAAGCAUUUGGCCCAUCCCAGAUGUCUGAGAAGAUCCUGCUAAGGCUGCUAAAACAUCCCAAUGUCAUUCAAGAGUUGAAAUACGAUGAGAAGAAUAAGAAAGCCCCUGAAUACUACCUCUAUCACCGAAACAAGCCUGUUGAUUACUUCAUUCUAAUUUUACAGGGGAAAGUAGAAGUGGAGGCUGGGAAAGAGGGAAUGAAGUUUGAAGCUGGUGCUUUCUCCUACUAUGGAGUGAUGGCUCUCACAGCAUCCCCAGUUCCCUUAUCCCUGUCUCGUACUUUUGUUGUCAGCAGAACUGAAUUAUUAGCAGCAGGUUCUCCAGCUGAAAACAAGUCACCACCUCGUCCUUGUGGCUUGAAUCAUUCAGACUCUCUUAGCAGAGGGGAUCGCAUAGAUGCAGUGACACCAACGUUGGGGAACAGCAACAACCAGCUGAACUCCUCAUUUGUUCAAGUGUAUGUUCCAGACUACUCAGUGAGAGCAAUCUCAGACAUUCAGUAUGUCAAGAUCUCAAGGCAGCAAUACCAAAAUGCCCUAAUGGCAUCCCGGAUGGACAAAACACCUCAGUCCUCGGACAGUGAAACCACUAAAAUAGAACUGACUCUUACAGAACUACAUGAUGGUUUGCCGGAUGAGACGGCAAAUCUGCUGAAUGAACAGAAUUGUGUAACUCACAACAAGUCCAACCACAGUAUGCACAGUGAAGGCGCCAUCUAGGAGCUGACAGAUAGCAGCUCCCUUUUCCUCUGCCCUCCAGUCCAGCCCUCCUAUUCAUCAGGACCAGUCCCUAUUCCUUCUCCUUGCCUUCUACCUGACUGCAAACACCAUUAGUAUGUGCUUAUCAAACUGUGCUGCAUCCAGAGCUCUGAGACCAAAGACUUUAUGCCCAUCUCGGGAGCAGAAAAAAGUGGGAGCAAAGGAGAGCUCAGAGAGUGAGACACAGAUACAGGAAACAGCAACAAUCUCCUAAGCAAACCUUGGGAAUGGUGAGCCACCCCUCUGGGGUGAAUGACAAAAUUCUUCCUAGUGGAGCAGAAUCACGUUUAUUUUUCCAGUUGUAUUGUUGAUCCUUCUAAAUGUGUGCAGAAAAGUUUAAACCAACAAUUGUGGUUUAUUUUUUCAAGAGAGAUCAUGGUUUUUUUAAAAAAGUAUUUUGCAGUUUUAAAUGUUGCAGGACCUUCCCAGUUGAACUCUAUUGUGUUUUUUUGUGUGAAUUUGCCCAUUGUUCCUGUUUUCCCCUUAUCUUUCUGUUUCCCCCUUGCUGAUACAGCAAACUGGUACUAAAAUGUAUUUGUUUUGUAACGAACAAAAAAUGAAUGAAACCGAAGGAACCUCUGGCAUAUAUCUAUUGGGAGCCUGGGGGAAAGGCUGUAUUUACCCCUUGACUAACCUCUACAGGAGGGGUUAUUUUGGGGUUGUGCAUUCAAAAAUUCCUGAAAAGGUCAUGUUUAGAGUUAAGGAAUAUCAAAGAAAACAUAAUGUGUGCUGAAUGAAGGUGGGUUCUUGAUUUUUUAAAAGGUAGUACAUUUUCCAGAUAAUUGCAUAAAGUAAUUUUAAGCCCAGAUGUUUAUUCUGGGGAAGUAAUGAUAACCUACCUCCCCUGUUCUGAGUGCUGUCCUACAUGUUAUAUUUUCAGAGGGUGAUGCACCAUCAUAGUCAACAUGUCUUUUACUUUGAGCAAAGAUCUUAUAAUGUUAAUAGGAUAGAUUGUAAGACUUGUCAGUCUGCCAAAACCCUAAAACUUUUUGUGUAAACAUGCUGCUGAUGAGGGUGGCCAAAGUAAAUCACUCAGAGGUUUUCUUCUUGCCUGAUGAAGGUUACUGUGGAUGCUGGACUGCUCUGCCCUGUUAGAUUUGAGGAAAGCCUUUCAGUAUAGCAUCAAGCUGUAUUUGAUGGAGUAUGUGUGUGACAGAGUACAUUUCAACAGUGCUAUUGGAGAGAAGCAGCUGAGAGCAUUUCUGCUCCUCCUCCAUCUUCUAACCUUCCCUUUCAUUUGUAUUUGUUCUGUGACAGAGCCACCUUGACAUGAAUACCAAACUGGGGUUGCCUUUUGGACAUUCCUACCUCUCUGCAUCUCAGGAGGUUGAAAUGUACUAUGUAAAUAUUAUUGGGGAGUCAACCUAGAGGAGCUCUUUGCAUUGUGUAUUUCAACAACUUCACUUGACAUUAUUGUGACUCUGGGUUGCCUGGGCCUCUUCUCAUUGAUUAUGAGAGGUAUGGCAGUGAACAUCAGUAUUGGUCUAUUGAUAGAGUGGCCUGUUCUGUGGUGCAGUCACUGGACCAACUUCCACACUUCGCUACGUACAGGAUAUCCUGAGAUCUGGAAGGGCUAUCUUCCUUUACCCAAAUGGAAAAGCAGUUUAGUGCUGACGGAAGCAAAUUUUAUUUACAUACUUCAUAGUUCUGCUUAUGUAAUGUUUUCAGGAAAGGAACAAUUUUCACCUCCCAGAACUCCUUAUGUGUACUUAAGAGUGAGUUGUAUCCCAUUAGUCAGUAUUUCAUUUUUGGCCCAUGUAAUAAGGAAUGGCAAGGAGGAAGUUAAAACAUUUUUAAAAGCCCUUGGAGCAUUUCAACCUUUCUAGUAAAAAGCCUUCAUGGAGAGGCAUCUCAGUUCUAAUCAUGACUAGAAAAACGGAAAUUUUAAUUUACUAGCAUAAUUCUUUUUUAAAGUUGUCGAGGGCUGUAUGUGAACAAAACUAACCAGUUUGCAUUGUUUUAUUCUGCUCUCUCUUUGUUAAACAUGUUUCUUCAUGGAAUGACGGCUUUUUACAGGCUUAGUCAGUACUUAAAGAAAUGAAGAUAGGCCUUUUGAACUUGGAGGCGGCCAGAAUUGCAUGCUUGUUUCCAGAGCAGUGCAACAAUUUUAAACAUGAAUUCUGGAUUGUUAGGUAAUGUUGAAGAUGAUGCCUAGAUUGUGUUUUGGAUCAAAGCAGUCAAACUACAACUGGCAGAAAGUAAAGAAUAUCCUUGAGCAAGAGGCAGAUUCCUAAUUGAUUUUAUUCCAAGAUUUCAUUCAACUUUUGUGUCUUUCCAAAUAUGUUGUCCCUCAUACUGGUUAAAUCCUGCAAAGAAAGAAAUGCUGUUCCGGACUAUCAUGAAAUAAUUUUCUAGAAUUCUCUUAAAAGUUGGUGUUCUUCCCACAUUAAUGUAAUUGUUAUGAAUUAAACCCAGAAAAGACUAUAUAAGCUUGCAGUCUUCUCUAGCCUAGUCUUUUCUGAAUAAUCUCUCUCCCAGAAUGUUUUGUGGUACAGAGCAAAUGAGUAACAGGCCAUUUGUAUUAAAUGAGUACCAGCCCAUGUAGGGCUGGGAAGAUGCUCUCAGCUCAAAUCUGCCUCUGUUUCUGAGCAGUAUUGUGGAUAUAGGUGUCUUGACAUACCUUGGCACAGCAGGUACCUUCCGACUGCUUGCUGAAAAGUGAUCUCCUCUCCGUUCAACAGCUCUGUAGACUUGACUGAAUGUAUAACGGUAUUAAUGUGGAACGUCCACCUCCAUCAGGCUUUCUGAAUUUAGUCACAUCUAUAGGAAUUCUAUUCAAGUUGUUUUAAAAUGGUGCUUUCUGUGUUAUGUAUUAGAUCAACUAGUUAAAACACAUUUGGGGCAACAAUGUGUGAUUUACAGCAAUUGAAAAAAUGACCUUAGAGAGAGAACUUCUACAGCCCUUCUUGCCCAUAAGAUAGCAGCAGAUGAGGAUGGGAAUACCAUUUUUCUGUAGCUGGAAGCUUUGGGAAAUUCCGGUCUUCGGGCCUAGAUAAAACUUUGGUUUACUGUAAUUGGCAUCCUUCUCCAAUUGCUCUUGCUGCUUUUAUUCUCUGUGUCUCCCUUAUUAAAUCAGUCAGGAAUGUUAUGAUUACCAGCACUGACCAUCCAGCCUUUGUCUUAUAAUGUGCAGAUGGAUACUGGUUUUGCACAAAAGUUAUUUGAAGUGAGACUUUUGACGGUAGUAUUUAACAUGCCUAACUGUGAAUUACAUUUUACACCUGUAGGUGUGAAUGCCUUUGAACAACUUGAGAUCCUUGUACUUUUUUUCUAAAAUGCAUGUGUUGCCUUUCUCUGUG
Hemicordylus capensis (graceful crag lizard) is the source of this 6177-nucleotide messenger RNA. It is a transcript of the gene CNNM2, whose product is annotated as cyclin and CBS domain divalent metal cation transport mediator 2. Gene Ontology annotation, molecular function: magnesium ion transmembrane transporter activity. The transcript is spliced from 8 exons. Lineage: Eukaryota; Metazoa; Chordata; Lepidosauria; Squamata; Cordylidae. Gene Ontology annotation, biological process: magnesium ion homeostasis; transport. The coding region runs from base 209 to 2839 and encodes 876 amino acids. The record is from RefSeq and is a predicted model, not a curated record. Gene Ontology annotation, cellular component: plasma membrane.